GUCGAGGAGGUUGUCCCAGUCGUUGCUGCCCACUAUUUCUCGCCAUGGUGGUGGUGGUGGUUGCUGCUCUCCGGCGUCAGUGUCUGCGCCGACGUCGGCGUCCACGCUUGGGGAAGACUGAAGCGAGGAGCGGGAGCCCAUUGGAGAGAGAGAGAGAGAGAGAGAGAGGGUUAUUGGUGGAUAUAAGAUGGGUGGCGGCGAGCAAUUGGCAA
This is a messenger RNA of Linum tenue, 212 nucleotides long. NCBI's taxonomy places the organism in Eukaryota, Viridiplantae, Streptophyta, Magnoliopsida, Malpighiales, Linaceae. The record is from the annotation of a GenBank genome assembly.